Myripristis murdjan (pinecone soldierfish) is the source of this 1612-nucleotide messenger RNA. RefSeq names its product patatin-like phospholipase domain containing 1 (gene pnpla1). Gene Ontology annotation, molecular function: triacylglycerol lipase activity. Gene Ontology annotation, biological process: triglyceride catabolic process; lipid homeostasis. The transcript has 9 exons. NCBI's taxonomy places the organism in Eukaryota, Metazoa, Chordata, Actinopteri, Holocentriformes, Holocentridae. The record is from RefSeq and is a predicted model, not a curated record. Bases 77 to 1612 code for a protein of 511 amino acids. Gene Ontology annotation, cellular component: cytoplasm; membrane; lipid droplet.
UAGAGUGGAUUUUUGUGACAGGGCACAAUCUCUGCUUUUCAUCACCCAAGAUAAAAUAAAUACAUAAAAAGAGAAAAUGUCUCCUGGGAUUUCCAGCUGUCAGUUUCAGGAUGUGCCUCCUUCCAUCUCCUUCUCCGGGUCUGGAUUCAUGGCCACCUACCAGUUAGGGGUGGCUCAGUGUCUACAGAAUCAUGCACCCUGGAUCUUACACGCAGCACCCUUUGUCCUAGGUGCAUCUGCCGGGUCUCUGGUAGCUGCUGCUGUGGUCUGUGACAUGAGCCUCACUCAAGUUCGGGAUGAGAUGCUGUAUUUUGCUAAACAGAUGAAGGCCUUCACGUUUGGACCCUUAAACCCCUCCAUCAAUGUUUUCCACUGGUUAGAGGGUAUUCUUCGGAAAUACCUUCCGUCCAAUGCUCACCAACUGGCCAAUGGUCGCCUUCUUGUGGCCAUGACUCGGAUGACUGACGGCAAAAAUGCUAUCAUGUCUGAGUUCCAGUCCAAAGAGGAUGUGAUUCAGGCUCUGCUAUGUAGCUGCUUCGUGCCUGGGUACUGUGGUAUGCAGCCCCCAUCCUUCAAAGGAGUUCAUUAUGCGGAUGGGGGUUUCACCAGUAUGCAGCCAAUACUGACCAACCUCUGCAGCCACACCUUGACGGUAUGUCCAUUCUCUGGCGAGAUUGACAUCUGUCCACGGGAUGCAGCUUCGAAGUUGGACAUGGUAGUGAGUGGAAUGGCCUUGAAGGCGAACAUGGCCAAUGGUCUCAGGAUCAUCAACGCUCUCUACCCCAUGGCUUUAGAGACUCUGGAACAGGCCUACCACAGCGGUUACAAAGAUGCCAUUCAUUUCCUCCAGAACAGCGACCUUGCCUUCCAUUUGAUGAUGCAGAAGAUGCCCAAAGGGCCGCAGAACUAUUCUGUGUCUAAAAAAUGGAUAGAGUUAGACGCCACUCUAGAGGAAGAUGAAGAGGAAGAGAUGAAGGAGGAAGAGGAAACCACCGUCUUGACAGCUUUCGCAGACAGCAAAUGCAUGCAAACAGACAGGCCUAUUGAAGAUCUAUCAGCUUUAAAGAUGGAUCAACCCACAACCACAGAGCCACUUCCCCAUGCUGACGUGAUACAGAACGGUCUACUCUUCAACCUGUUCAGCUAUCUCAGCAUGUUUGGCUUCCCUGUCAGAUUCCUGUCCUUCCUGCUCCUACCUCUCACCCUGCUGCUGGCCUUCAUCCUCCACAACAUGCACAGAUUUAAGUCGUGGCUGGUUGAGGGUCCAAUGUUGCUUUUCUGGGCGUGGCACAGCCUGAAACAGUUCACCUUCUUCUUCACCUACAUUGUCUUCUACAGCAUCAAAAAGAACGUGAUGGAGAGGUUGAUGCCUGUGGUCGUGCUGCUGCAGUGGCUGAAUGUCCAGGCAGAAUAUGAGGGUGCAGGAGAGAGCUCAAAAGGCCAGUGGUACUCCACACUUCGCCUUCUGUUCUCCUCUUCUCCCCACUCUCCUUCCUGCCAAUCGCUAUCCUCUGAAGACCCCAGCAAGUUAAACCUCUUAUUGCAUCUGGAUCACAAAGAGGAAGGUGGCGUACGCAGACGGUUUCCGCGAUAUGACUCCAUCAUGGGAUAA